ACCUACCACUGCCAAAAGUGGUCAUGGGGUUAUUUUUAAACUUGGGGAGGAAGUAUUUAUUGUUCCCGGGCUGAAGAGAGCUGGGCAGACCGUGGGAUUCUUCUGGGGGAGCAGUGCUGUGUCCUUUCCACCAUGUCACCUAAGAAAGCCAAGAAGAGAGCAGAGGGAGCCAAUUCCAAUGUGUUCUCCAUGUUUGAACAGACCCAGAUCCAGGAAUUUAAGGAGGCCUUCACCAUCAUGGAUCAAAACAGGGAUGGCUUCAUUGACAAGAAUGACCUGAGGGACACCUUUGCUGCUCUUGGGCGUGUGAACGUGAAAAAUGAGGAAAUUGAUGAAAUGCUCAAGGAGGCUCCAGGUCCCAUUAACUUUACUGUGUUCCUACAGAUGUUCGGGGAGAAACUUAAGGGAGCAGACCCCGAGGAGACCAUUCUCAACGCAUUCAAAGUGUUUGACCCUGAAGGCAAAGGAGUGCUCAAGGCUGAUUAUGUCAAGGAGAUGCUGACCACGCAGGCAGAGAGGUUUUCCAAAGAGGAGAUUGAGCAGAUGUUCGCCGCCUUCCCCCCUGAUGUGACUGGCAACUUGGACUAUAAGAACCUGGUGCACAUCAUCACCCACGGAGAAGAAAAGGACUAAGGGAGUGGCUUGCCUUUGGGUGGGCAGAUGGGGGCAUCCUUGCCCUCUUCUCAUUUUGCCCAGUAACACACCACCCCUGACCUUGGCCAGCUGGUCAUGUGGCUGCCUCAUUUAUCCACCUCCAUCUUCUUUGCAGCCUGGGUGCCUUAGAGCUACCAUGUGACCACACAGCUGGCAGAUGGAAAUUCACCCAGAGUCCAUGUUCAAAUAAAAAGGAGGUCGUGUAUUUGUUCA
Capra hircus (goat) is the source of this 867-nucleotide messenger RNA. It is a transcript of the gene MYL2, whose product is annotated as myosin light chain 2. Gene Ontology annotation, cellular component: cytoplasm; myofibril. Gene Ontology annotation, biological process: cardiac muscle contraction; muscle cell fate specification; heart development. The transcript has 7 exons. The record is from RefSeq and is a predicted model, not a curated record. Bases 133 to 633 code for a protein of 166 amino acids. Lineage: Eukaryota; Metazoa; Chordata; Mammalia; Artiodactyla; Bovidae. Gene Ontology annotation, molecular function: calcium ion binding.